AAAUUGGAAAUUUAUCUAAUUUUAUUAAAUAUACGCAGAAUUAGCCCGACAUAUAUUUGGAGGCACUGCUGAGAGCGAGAUUAUUUUCUCAUAUUGGUACAAAUAGUGAAAAACCAUUCCAAUACUUCUGUCAAGCUAAUUAUUUUGUUUAUUAAUUAAGACCAUGAGUGUUGCAAGCAGUGAGAAUGGGAAUACCCCAGAGCAAAUGAUCCACAGAAUUGUUGAAUUCAUAUAUACACGGGUAAAAUUUGAUAUAGGGAUGGAUGUUUGGAUUAAUGAUUUGAAGAGAAAUGCUAGAGCAGACCUUAAUGAUAUCUGGGCAACAGACGGCCUGGUUGAACGCUAUUUAACAUGUAUGAACUUAGCCUCUAACAGUUCAGACAAAGAAAAAAAAUUAAUAUGUGCCCUACCUCCUGUUUUAUAUGCAUUAAUGGAGGUAGAUACCCUAUCAAAAGCUAGAAAAGAAAAUGUAGAAAAAUUGAGGUCUCAGUUACAUGAGAUAGAAUCAGAUAUCCAACAUAUGAAAUCUGAUAAAAACCAAUUAGAGAUAGAUAUCUCAAACAAGGAAGCUUUUAUUAGGGAUUUAGAAACCGAUGCUGAACGUAGUCGCAUAGCAUACUGUAAGCUCAGAAAGGAUUUCGAAGAAUUACAGCAACAGCACAUUAAAAAUCAACAGUCAGGUGUAUAUGGUGUGGAGAGAUCUCCUGAUCCUCCAAUAAUCACUCCCCAAUAUAAAAAUUGGGCACCAUAUAUUUCUAGAGCCAAACCAAUUGAUAAUGUUGAUUCAGAGGCACAAGAUGUUUUGGGCCGGUUGGCUGAAGCUUGCCAAGCUGUGACCACCUUAAUAGGUAAUCACAGAACAAGGGUUCUUAGAGAUUCUUCUUCAGACACGUCCCCAGAGAGGAAUGUGAGGAAUGUGCAAAAUCAAACACCUAUGUCAAAUAUAUCCCAUAGAAGUAGUGUAUCCAAUACUGAUGCAAGUGAAGUUGAGAGUGAUGAGAGAGUAUGGGGAUCCGGUCCUUUCCCAAACAGGGGGAAGAAUACCCAUAAGAGGGGUUCAAAAGGGAAAAAUCCCCAAUCUCCAAAAGAAAAACAAAAUUCUGCCAGCAUAAUUAAAUUUUUGAAUAUUGCUAUACCAAAAUUUUCUAAGAAAGGUUCUUCCCAAAUUGCAAACCACUUAGAACUAUAUGAAUCUACUAUGGAUUCAUUAAAAUUAUCUGAGGCAGACAAAAUCAGGUUUCUUCCAUGGGCCUUUGAUGACAGAUACCGUCAUUACUUUUCCUCCUUUAAAGAGAGAGGAAUCACCAAAUGGCAGUCAGUCCUACAUGAAAUUAAAUCAGAAUUUGGGCCCUAUCGAACUACCACUGCCGCAAAGAGAGAAAUUUAUAAACUCACAUGUAGAUCUAAUCAAAGCCCUCGAGAAUUUCUCUCUGUACUUAAAAAUGCCUAUGGUUUAGCUUACAGAAACCCCGAUUGGGAAUCUGUGGAAUUUAAACAGGUAUUCUAUGAGGCCUUACCAACCCAGAUCAAAUUAAGUCUAGCUCAUGAUCUGGAUUUUGAAAACCCUCUAGAAAGACUGGUAACAUCAGCAACUUUGCUGUUUAACAUUAGUGAGGGCCAAAACUUAAAUGAUAGGAAAUUUAAAAAAUUCCCAGAGCACAAUGUUGAUGAGUCCAGGGUAAAACCUCAUUUAAAUUUUGAGUCCCAGCCAAAGAAAAUACCUUCAGCCACUGGACCUAAUCAACAAAACCAAAAACAGCUAAAUCCCAGAAAAACUAAACCUCAAAUUGCCAAGGGGUCAGAAGGAAAUAGUUCAGGUUCUGGAAGCCAAGGUUACUGUCCUCGUUUCAACCAAGGGUACCAUGGAUACCGAGGUAACCAAAGAUAUGGGGGUUACCAAGGAUACCGGGAUCCCCAGGGAUACAGACGUUGGAACAAUAGGCCCAGGCAGCAAUGGAGAAAAGGGCAGGAAUCACCAGAUUCACCCAGGGGUAAAUCACCCACAGGGAACCAAAAUGGUCCACGGAAUCAAAACCCAGGUAGACCUAGCAGAUUUGAUCAGCUUGCAGAUCAGGUUUCCAAGUUAACUGACAUUGUAAGUAAAUUAUCUCAAGUUUCUGCAGGAAAACAACCUGAAGUUUUUUUUAGAGGAAAAAGCGGGGCCAAGCUCUGCCAAAUAAAGGAAGCAGAAUCAAAUUGCUAUAUGGAAAUGGACAGGAAAGAAUUAAAUACAGUCAAUGAUCAUGUUUUGCAUUGCCCCGACCCUGAAUUCAGGGCCGGGAAGGGAAAAUCUAAUAUUUCAUCUGUUUUACAGCCUAAUAAGGACAAUUCUUAUAAUCCGGUGUUAAUUGAACCAGUGUGUGAAGUACCUUCGGUUCAGUCUGUUCCAUUAAUAGAGUCCAUAGGAACACAAAUGCCCUGCAGACAGAACAAGGAGGAGCAAUCUCCAAAUAUCCUGAUGCUGCAGAGAGAUCACUUUUUAAGUCAACAGAUGAUAAAACACUCCAAUUUCCUCUGUAAUAUCUUACAGUUAGAUGGCCGGUAUUUUAUAGAUAUUUGUCUCCCGGAUGGAUGUGUCGGACCAAUCCAAGGUUUACUGGAUACCGGAUCUCAGGUCACUAUUUUGUCUUUCAGCUAUUUCCAACAGAUCUUAGAGUCCUCAAAGAAUAAACCGAGAUUGACGGUAUUUGAUGGAUCUCUGGUAAGUGUAGGUGGUGAUAGUCUACAAGUGAAAGGCAAGUCCUGGCUGACAUAUAAGAUUGGUAAAAAGACCAUUAGACAUCCAACAUUGAUUGUAGAUCUUCCAUAUGAUCGGCUGAUCAUUGGAAUUGAUCUGCUCAAAAGGUUAAGAUCCAUAAUUGACUUUAUUAAUGAAGCAAUAUGGACUCAGGUAAAAACCCCAAUCUCUUUUGAACGUUCCCACAAUGCAAAACCGCAAAAUAGUUGCCAUAUGAUUGAAGAAAGACCUAAUUCUGUCGAAAUCCAUUUCCGGAACAGUCAGGUACCAGAUGUCUCAAUCCUAAAAAACGGUAAACCUGAAGAAAGCAUUAAUACUUCCUUCCACAUCAUUAAUAUCCAAAAGGACAAAAUUGAAAAGAUAAUCCUAGAGGAUGAUGUGUUAACCAUUUCUCUUAAAGGGGGAAAUCGGGAAGUAGCAGGCAUAACCAGACAUAUCCAAUCAUUGGUUAAAAUCGAGAAGACCAAUGAUACUAUGCUGGUUCCCGUACAGGUAAAUAAUAUUGCCCGGGUGAAAUAUGCCAAGCUGGAUCUCAAAUCCGAAGUCAGCUAUAUAAGUUUAGGACUUCUAAAGCAGGUUACAAAUCCUCAGAUGAUUAAAUUUUCUUCCUUACAGGAAUGGGUUUAUGACCUGGACAAAGACGACCAGAGUCAAAAUGUGAUUGCAAAAUGCAUUUUAUCUAUCUCCCUAGGAAACAAAUAUGCGGAACACGUUUUCAAUGUGUUAAAGGAACCGCAACAUCAAAUGUAUUUAGGAAAUGACAUUAUACAUCGGUUUGCCAUGCAAGAUGUGUAAUUCUAGUGUAUGCGCAUCACUG
This is a messenger RNA of Xenopus tropicalis (tropical clawed frog), 3554 nucleotides long. RefSeq lists its product as uncharacterized. Gene Ontology annotation, molecular function: aspartic-type endopeptidase activity. The record is from RefSeq and is a predicted model, not a curated record. Bases 164 to 3532 code for a protein of 1122 amino acids. The transcript has a single exon. NCBI's taxonomy places the organism in Eukaryota, Metazoa, Chordata, Amphibia, Anura, Pipidae. Gene Ontology annotation, biological process: proteolysis.